Didymella exigua CBS 183.55 is the source of this 5175-nucleotide messenger RNA. RefSeq lists its product as uncharacterized. Bases 1 to 5175 code for a protein of 1724 amino acids. The record is from RefSeq and is a predicted model, not a curated record. Gene Ontology annotation, cellular component: chromosome; cytoplasm; nucleus. The transcript has 4 exons. Gene Ontology annotation, biological process: DNA replication; double-strand break repair via homologous recombination. NCBI's taxonomy places the organism in Eukaryota, Fungi, Ascomycota, Dothideomycetes, Pleosporales, Didymellaceae. Gene Ontology annotation, molecular function: four-way junction helicase activity; nucleic acid binding; 3'-5' DNA helicase activity.
AUGCUAUCCGCAAGUGUCAGUGCCAGCCGCGGUUUAGAUGUCUUUGGCGAAGCCCCGAGCCACGUGGCCCAGAAGCCCGACAUGUGUCGCCCAGCUGUGCUCUCGCGAAGUACUGCCACGCCUCGACUGAGAUGUGGUACAGCGCGUAACGACGCGUCGACGACUGGCAGGCCCGGGAUACAAUCAUGCGCGGCUCUGAUGCCUCCUCAGAAUAACUUUAAGCAGCAUCUCAAGUGGCUGCUGAUCGCGAGGCCUUUCAUCCCGCCUUCCGUUCCGCUCGUUGCCUACAAUCCUGACGAUAACACCAACUUGGACGACAUAGCAGACGAACAGUCACGAUUGAACGACAUCACGAUAAAUGAUGAACCAAUACCAGCCGCACAGCCUGCCACAGCCCCCGUACCUGUCCUUAGCCGCCCUCGACCAUCCCGCACCCUCGCUCGAACGAAGACACUCGAUUUACACAAGCAACCCGAAAUCGAAGGGGGAGAGAGUGAUAUGGCAAGACUGCGCACAACACCAAGCAAUGGAAGACCUCGGCUUAUGCUAGCGGGCGUGCCGCCAUAUGCAUCGACACCUUCUACGAGUAGACAGCAGGAGGGAAAUGGCAAUGCACGGAGCCGAGCGCUGACGGAAGGUCGCAGCGAGUCCGCAUGGAUCACCAGGGAUGAAUCUUCGAGUGCAGCUGAACCUUCCAUGUCGCGCAGGCCACGCGUGCAGGUCUUCGAUGUGGAGGCCAUCGACCUGACGGGAGAGGAGGAGAUUCCCUCAUCGCCAGUACCAAACCACUUCAAUAAAAGCAAAAAAAGGGAAAGCGACGAUUACAAGAAAGAUGCUGCCUCUAAACAGUCUUCAAAGGCUGCUCAUAAGAUACCCUCUGGCAGUCCAGACCUUAUGAUGGAUGAUUUUCCGGACAUCGAUGAAUUUGUCAUGGCGCCAGAUACACCAGUUCCAAACAGCCCGCCACCACCAUACUCUACUGUUGCUCGAAGUAGGGAGCAAAAGCAACAGGAAGCGGCAACUGGUGACCUUGAAGAAGCUACGAUAGUGCAGUCGUCGGGAGAUGAAGGGCCAGUCCUGGCAGGGCGCAAAAGGAAAUCUUUGAGCCCUGCACCUUCAGAAAUUCUGGCGCCAGCUCGUAAGAUUGGCAGGCAAGCACGGAGUCCUUCACCGUUGACAAAUGCUGCGGCUGUCGAAUCAGCGCGUACACCCACGACAAGACGGAUAGCGCAUGCAGUGAUGGACUCAGAAGAUGAAGAGGAUGAUUUCGGUGACUUGGACGUCAUGGAGCUUGACUUGCUGCCCGAGUCCUCACCAAGCAGACGUACGCGCAAGCAGACGGCGAGUCGGGGCCCUGCGAAACAUUCAACCCAACUGCAGUUGCCAAUUCGGUCACCCAGUAAGCCUGCCAGAAGUCGAAGCCCAUAUGAAGAUAAGCAGUGCUCGAUACCUACCCCGGACACGACCAAGUCGCCUUGCAGAAAGAAAUCCCCACCGAAGAAAUCGCAGUCGAGACCGCUUGUACAGCCUGCAUUAUCUUUAUCCGAAAUGUCCAAAGAGCAGAAAGCAAAUACACACAAGGUCAUCGAAUUCUUCUUGGAAGUUGGCGGUGAUCAACACCUGCAGUCUGUGAUUGUAGCUUGGGAGAAGGCUAAAACUGCAUUCGUCGAGCAAGUCGGACUCGAUGACCCAGACCCGCGCGUCAAAGAUAACGUAGAGUGUCUGCGACCUAAGAAGGCUGCCGUCGAGCAUUUGACAACGCUGAAGGAACAGUACAAUAAGAUCGCAACUGAAAGAGACAUCUUGAAGCAGAAAGUGAAAGACGACAUCGAAGAAGGCAUCUACGAUGAGGCAGACUAUACAGCCCUGAAGACGGUGUCUAAGUCGCUCGAGCUUAUCGAAGUGCAAAUCCAGCACUUCCUUGGUAUUGCGGGGAUUCAGCAACCAAAGGCAGCACCAAAAGAGCCCAGAAAACCUGCCAUCAAAGUCGAAGCUAUGCCUCAUCAUGUCGUUGUUGAAGCAACACAAGCAAGUCCCGCUCGACGAAAACAGAAGGCUGCAGACUCAGGGCCGGGUCAUGUUCCACAAACACAGUUCCCGAACCAGCGCGUGGGUUCACCCAGUCGACACAUACGGUUCGCUGCAGAUCAAGUUCCCGCUCCUCCUCCAGCCGCGCGGACGACGUCAAGAUAUCAGGACCAGACCCUUCAGCAGUCUCGUUCUGAACAGGCCACCGCCCGUGGCUCUAGCGGCAAUGAUUCGUAUCACACGGCUGAAGAUUUUGGCGAGUACGACUUUAGCGACAAUGAAAAUCUGUUCACUGAACAUGUGGGUCCAGAUCUUCAAGCGGGUAAUGGACGUGUUACCAGAAGUGAAGACGAAGAGGACUUUGGUAUGGAUGAUGACGAGGAGUUCCUUCACGAGAUGGACAGGGUUGAGGGACCAGCUUCGGGCUACUUCGAUUGGAGGGGCAAUAGAGCGAACGCCAGUGCGCCCUCGCAUCCGCGAGAAGUACUUCGCGAGACUACAGUCGAUACCGCGCAAAAACAACACAAGCCAAGUUCACCGAAGAAACCUACAAUGAGCAUGCCUGGAAAAGGGGUGCCUGGGAUGAAUCACCCUUGGUCGAAGGACCUUAGAGCUGCACUGAUCCAUAAAUUUCAUCUUCGAGGGUUUCGACCAGGUCAGCUGGAAGCCAUCAAUGCGGCACUGGCCGGAGAACAUUGUUUUGUUCUCAUGCCGACUGGAGGAGGCAAAUCUCUGUGCUACCAACUGCCCUCAAUCAUUCGUUCUGGGAAGACAAGCGGAGUCAGCAUUGUAGUGUCUCCUCUUCUCAGUCUGAUGGAAGAUCAGGUCGAUUCCGCCAAGACCCGCUUUGGCGUUCAAGCAUGCCUAAUCAAUGGGCAAACCCCGUCAGACGAAAAGAAGGUGAUCAUGGACCACCUGGAGAAGGAGGCCGACCCUGGGAAGUUCAUCCAGCUUCUCUAUGUCACACCAGAAAUGCUGAGCAAGAACCAGCGGAUGAUCAGUGCAUUCCAGAGGCUCUACGACAGAGGUCAUUUGGCUCGUAUUGUUAUCGAUGAGGCGCACUGUGUCAGUCAAUGGGGUCACGACUUUCGACCAGAUUACAAGGCUCUGGGAGAUGUCGUUCGCCAAUUUCCGGGAGUGCCGGUGAUGGCUCUCACGGCUACAGCGACCCAGCUUGUGCGCGCCGAUGUCCGCUCCAAUCUCGGCAUUGAAAACGGGCGCAUGUUCUCUCAAAGUUUCAACAGGCCCAAUCUGUUUUACGAAGUGUUGCCGAAGGGCAAGUCGAUGGUCAACACUUUCGCCGAAUUGAUCAAGGAAAGAUAUCCACGCAAGUCUGGCAUUAUUUAUUGCUUGUCUCGCAAGAAUUGCGAAGACGUCGCAAAGAAGCUCUCGGAACUUGGCGUUCGCGCUUUCCACUACCACGCUGGCAUGUUCGCAGACACAAGGAUGCUGCGGAAAAUGAUCGAUGAGGGUGAAGGUAGCAGAGAGCAGAAGCAGCGACUUCAUGACAUGCUGCGUACAGUCGUGCAGUACUGCGAGAACAAAGCCGACUGCCGCCGUGCACAAGUUCUGGGCUACUUCAGCGAGGCCUUUGACUCUGCCAACUGCAACAAAACAUGCGACAAUUGUCGCUCGGAUGCAUCCUUCGUCACCAAGGAUCUUACGGAUUACGCGGCCAUAGCGUUUAAGCUCGUCAGUAAGGUGCAUGAGGAUAACGUCACCAUGCACCAGUGUGUCGAUGCAUUUCGAGGUGCCAAAGGCGCCAAAAUCAAAAAGAGCGGCCUCGAAGAGUAUGGUUGGGGCUACGGUGCUGAUCUGGAGCGCGGGGAUAAUGAGCGGAUCUUCCAGUCCUUGCUGGAGUCCGGGGCUCUCAAAGAAGAGAGCGUAGUCAACAAGGUUGGCUUCGCGACCAACUAUCUUCAUCCCGCCACAUCCCGGAACGAUUAUGAAACUAAGCGCAAGCAACUUAAGCUGCAAGUUCGAGCGUCACCUACCAAAGCACCGGUCAGAAAGAGACAGGUAAAGAAGCAGCAAGCAGACUAUCCCUCUACUAAUGUCUCUUCGCCGGUCCGAGCAACGAAGCGGAGAAUUCAGGAGUAUGCAUACCAACAACAACAAUCUUACAGCGAUCACGAGCACUUCGCGAAACCACGGCGCGCUAUGCGUGACCAGAAGAGCCGCAGUCGUCAGCCUCAGGAUUUUGGUGAUGAGUUUGCCGCGAUUCGAUUUGCGAAGCCGCCACGAGUAGCCAAACAGCCUAAGAGGCUGGGCAAACCAAUUACAGUGGAUGAGAGGCUGACUGGGUUUGAUGAGAUGCAGCGAGAUAUUCUGCAUGACUUCCUCAACGGUGCGAAGAAGUUGAGACAGGACAUCAUGACGAACAACGGCCAUCGACAACCAGUCUUCUCCGAUACAAUUCUUCGAGAGAUGGGGCUGUGCUUGCCCGCUGACUUGGAGGAGAUGAAGACUAUUCCAGGGAUUAAUAAGGACAUGGCCGACCGCUAUGGCAAGAAAUUCAUGCUCCUGAUCAAUAACACGCGAGACAUGUACGGCGGUAUGGCACCCACUCCACGGAACUACCCACCACAGCGUCGACCGAUUGUCGAAGCACUCUCAGACGACGACUGCGAAGAAGGCGAUGACGAUGAAGAAGUCUACGAUCCGAAUCGUCAGCAAGUCAUCGAUCUCUGCGAAAGUGAUGAAGAUGACCUAGCCCCAGCCGAGGACUUGGAGAGCAACUAUUCUUAUGGCGAUAGUGAUGACGAUGACGAUGACGAGCGCAGAAGUCACUUCUUCACACAGCCCCCCGAUCCCGAAGUGGAAGAGUUCAACAACCGCUUGACGCAGACCAUAUCCGCGAACACAGCCUCUUCAAAAGCUACAGCUCUGAGGAGGGCACCUAGAGCGUCCUCAUCUGCGCCAAAGAAGAGACUCAAUAGGAAGUCAGGAGGAAGCUUCGGGAAAAGUAGUUACUCUGGGGUAAAGAAACGAGCAGCCAGUAAGGUGACAAGCAGUAAAGCGCCUGCUGCCCAGAAGAGGGGUGCUGGAGGGACGUCCCGUGGAGGCACUGCGGCUGGUGCAAAAACUGGAGGUAGAGCUGGUGAGAACAGCAACGGCUGGAGUUCGAUCAUGGGUAUGCCCACCUGA